Molecule: messenger RNA, 3285 nt
Organism: Rhopalosiphum maidis (corn leaf aphid)
Lineage: Eukaryota; Metazoa; Arthropoda; Insecta; Hemiptera; Aphididae
Gene: Srrm234
Product: serine/arginine repetitive matrix protein 3
Exons: 8
Coding region: 510-2960 (816 amino acids)
Molecular function (GO): mRNA binding
Source: RefSeq, a predicted model, not a curated record
UUUAUUUGUAAAUAAAUAAUGUAAUAUGUAAUCACUGUAUAUAAAGGGAAGUUAUUUCACUAACAUUGCAUCCCUGUUUGGAUCAAUACUACAAUCCCACCCCUCUUCAUCACCAAAGGCACCACCCAUUGGUAAACAGUGUAUGACUCACUAUAUAUAUUUAUACAUGCAUAAGUGUUUUUUUUUCAUAAGUUGUAUGUGUUUAUUUUGCAUUGAAUUUUAUAAUGAGUGAAAUUAGCGUUAAAUUAUAAAACAUUUUAUAAAGUAACUAUGUAAAUAAUGAAGGAGCCACAUUAUAAGCCACCAUGAUCUGAUCAAAAUUAAAUACUUAACUAUGUCUUCCAAAAUGUAUAUGUGAUAUUAGUAAUUAUUAUAAUACGUUUAGUCUUCCAUUUAUUAAUUUAAUUAAUAUUAAUCAAGUCUUCCAAAUAUUAAAAUUAUGAUAAGAUUUAACUUAAGAUUUAAUAUAUUUUAAUUACAUUUAUUUAUACUAAAUUUAUAAUAUUAAAAUGUCCAACCCAAAUAAUGUUGAACAGCAAUGUUUUAAACGGGUAUGGAAAAAAACUCUUAAAUCUGUGUUUAAAAAUCCUACAAAUGCUAUGAUAAUGGCUGAAACAAAAUCUAUUCAACAAGUAAAUGUUAAUCUCAAGAAAAAAAAGGCUAGACGACGGAGGAAAAAAAAAAAUAAACAGAAAAUUUGUGAUUGUUGUAUGGAUAGAACACAUAAUAUAAAUGGCCCGGUAUCAACUUUGAAUGCAAACGAUUUAUUGUAUCUUCAUCAUGUGCCUUGGGGCUGUCUGAACACGGUUUGCAUUAAUGGAAUGCAAUUUGCUAAUAUUAAUAGCUUAAAAUCAUUUUUAAGUGUUAGGGAUUCUCAUCAAUUUGCUGAUGAACAGUUAAAAAAGAAUGCAAGACUAAGAGAUGCUUUUGGUAUAUCAGAAUUUUUUAUUGAAGGCUCUAGCUUAGAUCCAGAACGAAAAAUAAAAGAAGCGGCUCUGGCCCAGUUAAAGGCGUUGCAGGUGGAUCAAGCACUUGAACAAACACAAAUGAAUGAAGACACCUCAACAAAUAAAGACAGCAGUAUUGCAAACGAACUACAGUUUAAAAGUCCUAAGCAUAAAAAACGAAAGAAGAAGAAGUCAAAAUCUCAUAAAAGUGACAAAGAAAAGGGAAGUGAAAAGAAAAAAUCAAAAAAACAUAAAAAGAAACAUAACUCUUCAUCCGAAGAUAGUCCAAGAAUUGAUGAAGUAAAAGGCAACAAGAAUUUGUCUCAAGUUAAAUCUAAGUAUGACAAUGAUGAUAAAACUAAUAAGAUAACCGAAACUAAAAAAAAAUUUGAGUUUGAAAAUAGCCAUAAAAAAUAUACAAGAGACAAUGAUAAGGUAAUAGAAUUCAAGUAUAAAAGUGAUUGGGAGGAUUUCCGUAAAAAAGAUUCUAAACUAGAAGAUACUAAAAACUUGAAAAAAGAUAAAAUUACUGAAGAACUCAGCAAACCAAAGUCUAAAGACACUACUAAUGAUUCUAAAAAACAAGAAAAUUCUCCUAGACAUAAAACACCAAUAAAAGAACGUGAUCGGGAUAGAGAGAGAGAUUAUGAUAAAUACUCAUAUAGGCAACAGCGAAAUCGUGAUGACAUUAAAUCAAAUAAAGAAAAAUCUGAUAAAAAAUCUGAUAGAGCAGACUCAAAAUACAGUUCUAAGAAAAGGAAUUCAAGAACUCCUAUUAAAGAAUUGAAGAAAAAACCAAUUCAACCUGAGAAAUUAACUUGCAUUUCAGCUGAUAGUGAUAGUGACAAGUCAUGUUAUACACCUCCUCCCAAAAGUUUGAAUGCUAAAUUGAGUCAAUCAAAAAAUAAUGAAGAAAAAAAUUUAAAGAGUACUAAAUAUACAUUUUCAUUGCGUGAGGAUAGUGAAGAACGUUUAGUUGUAACCAAACCUAAUGGAAGUAAUAACAACUUAAAAUCAGCAUUACCAAAUAGUGAAAAUCAACAUAAGAAACUUGAAACUCGAAAAACGAAUGAUCGUUCAGAUCAAGUAUUUUUAGAUUCUAGUUCAAGCGAAAAUGGUGGGUUAGAAGAAGAUAUUGAUUUAAAUAUUAUUAAAGAAAUAACUACUGAGAAAAUAAAAAAAGUAUUUGAGUUACACGAAAAACAAGAGCAAGCACUGCUUCUUCUAAAAAAAAAACUAAUGGAGAAAAAACGUAAAGUUAGAACUUCUUCUAGUUCAAGUGAGAGCUCGGAUGAAGAACCUGUCAAAAAGAAAAGUGUUAAACGGAAACGUGUUAAACGUUCGUCAUCUAGUAACAGUGAUGUGAAUACUAGAAAAAAGUCCAAGCGUUCACGCUCUAGUAGCAGCAGUAGCAGUGCAAGUGACACAAGUGCUGAUCAUCAUAAAUCAUUAAAACGAUCUAAAGAUAAAUAUUCAAAGAAAAAGUCAUCACGUCGUCGUGCUAAAGAAGAUAGUACAUCUCGAUCUCGAUCUCGAUCGGUUUCAAUUAGCUCAAAUGAACAGUUACAUAAGAAACGAGUUUCUUCAAGUGAAGAAUCAAGUCCUAGGCGUAAGCACAAAUCAUCCAAACGCAAACGUUCAUCUCGGAGACAAAGGAGCAGUGAUAGUAGUUGCAGCAGUAGAUCAUCACCAUGUUAUAAAAAUAAAAGACGUUAUAGUACAAGCCGUUCACGUUCGACUAGUAUUUCAUCAAGCAGUCAUUACUCUCGCAGUUCUAGUUCAAGCCAGGACUCAAGCAGUUCUGGGUCUAGUCGUAGUUCAAAGUCUCGAUCUGCAUCUAUACCUAGGCGACGGGGGUCGCCUAGUUUUUUGGAUCGAAGACGAAUUACAAGACUGGAACACAGUGCGAGAAAAAGACCCAUCCCAUACACAAGACUAACGCCGUUUUCCACCAAUUCUGAUACGGAUAGUGUCAUCAGCGUGCACGACUCACCAAUUGCUGAGAGCCACUAACUCGGAAUUUUUUCUUUGUAAACUAACACAAUUUGUUAUAGUGCAAUAACUAUUAGGCUAACGUUAAAUGGUUAAGCUAUCUAACUCUAGUCAAAUAUUUGUGGAGUGUAAAAUAAUCACAUUUCAUAAUUUUAUUAUUUCAACCUUCCUAGUAAACAUGUGAUUUUAUUUCUAACAUUCCACGUAGAGAUUAAAACUUACAAAAUCUAGUCAAAAGUCUAAGUCAUUCCUUUACGCCUUGUAAAUGUUUUAAAAUCUUUGUGAUAUAUUAUUUUUGACGGGAAUAAUACAAUAUUUUUCAUGUUACCAAUAAUAUGUUAUUCUA